AUGGGACCUGACUUGAAGAACAUGAGACAGUCGGCAGAGCAUGCCUCACAGCCUCUGGCCCCGAGCCUCCUUCAAAUCCAGAAUAAGAAGCACCAGCAGAGGGGAGCUGUGGGGCAUAGGGCUCCUCCCCCUGAAGAGGAGGACCCCAGGCUGAAGUGUAAGGACUGUGGGGCUUUUGGACACACUGCGAGGAGCAGAAGAUGCCCCAUCAAGUGCUGGAAUGGUGCGCUGGCCCCACAACCCUUGGGCCCAAAGAAGGAGAAGGAGAACCAGGCACCAAGCAAGCCUAGGAAUCUCCAGAACACAGGGGCCUGUGAGCAGCCAGCCAGAAUGAAGGGCCAGACCAGUGCUCUUGCUGACACUCCUCCCUAUCUUGAUGAGUCGGAGAUUCCCAGCUCCCAUGAGCCAGUGAGUGUCCUCUAUGAAGACCUUCAGGUGUCGUCCUCCUCUGAGGACAGUGACAUGGAGUGA
Molecule: messenger RNA, 471 nt
Organism: Marmota monax (woodchuck)
Lineage: Eukaryota; Metazoa; Chordata; Mammalia; Rodentia; Sciuridae
Product: putative protein FAM90A24P
Exons: 3
Coding region: 1-471 (156 amino acids)
Source: RefSeq, a predicted model, not a curated record